Messenger RNA from Closterium sp. Naga37s-1, 1782 nucleotides. NCBI's taxonomy places the organism in Eukaryota, Viridiplantae, Streptophyta, Zygnematophyceae, Desmidiales, Closteriaceae. The record is from the annotation of a GenBank genome assembly.
AUGAAUCUCCCUCCUUUCCUAAAGCUCGUCUAUACUUACCCCCCAUCCCCCCACUCAUCUCCCCAGAACGGUGCGAUCGCGAGCAGCCAAGGCGUUGGGGCGGCUGACAGCUUCCCAUCUCCUUCCGCUCCACCUCACACACCCCACCCAUUCCCCCUGUCUCUGCCCCCUCCCCCCCCUCCCACCCCAGCAUGCACGGUGCGCUCGCGGGCAGCCAAGGCGUUGGGGAGGCUGACAGCACUCAACCCGAGAGUGGAUGCCCUCAUCUCCGACCUCCUCAACUCCAUCCAGAACACAGACGGUGCAGUGAAGGAGUCGAUGGCGAUGGCCAUCCGCGGAGUGACUGCGGACGGUGCAGUGAAGGAGUCGAUGCUGAUGGCCAUCCGUGGAGUGAGUGCGGAUGGUGCAGUGAAGGAGUCGAUGCCGAUGGCAAUCCGAGGGGUGGUGAGGCACGGAGGCAAGGCGGCCUCUCCUGCGUCUCUGGAGCGCCUCUCCUCAUCCCUCCAGGCGGUGCUGUUCGCCUCUGACAGCGACGACGACUCUGUUGUUCGCUCCGUUGCCGCUAGGGCUCUUGGGGGCACUGCGCAGGCGGUGUUGUUCGCCUCUGACAGCGACGAUGAUUCUGUUGUUCGCUCCGUUGCAGCCAGGGCCCUGGGGGGUAAUGCGCAGUACCUAUCUGAACCCGACUACCUCACUCUCCUCUCCGCCCUCGCAACCCCUCUCCCAUCCUCCCGGCCCUGGUCACACCGCCUCGCUGCCGCCCUCGCUCUCUCCUCCCAGCUACUGCCAUCGGACUGGAAGCACAAGCACCUAGAGAGAGCACUUUACCUAUCGGAGCCCGACUACCUCUGCCUCCUCGCCGCUCUCGCUGCCCCCCUCCCCUCCUCCCGCCCCUGGUCGCACCGCCUCGCAGCUGCCCUCGCGCUCUCCUCCCUCCUCCGCCACACCGCCUCCCGUCCCGCACCCCUGCCAGCAUCCCAGCUCACAUCUGUAGCCGAAAAGUCAGCAGCGGCGAUAAGAGCACAUGCAGGGGAUGAUAAGGUGCCGGUGCGGGAGACCGCGGCUAAGGAGGCGGGGAGAUGGCUGAUGCUGUUUGGGAUGGGCGGGGGGAGUGCGGGGGGGGUGGUGUCGGUGCUGGCUUCGCUGCUUGGGGAUGCUGCUAGUGACGUGCGGAGGAAGGCGCUGUCUGCUGUGAAGAUGGUUGCCAAGAAGGUGGGUCAAUGGGGUCAAAGGGGUCAAGUUGCUAGGACGACUCCUUUCUUACUUCCUGCUGCUAGUGACGUGCGGAGGAGGGCGCGCUCUGCUGUUAAGAUGGUUGCCAAGAAGGUGAGUGGGUUAAUGGGGUCAAAGGGGUCAACGGGGUCAACUUGCGCGGACAGUACUCUCUUACUUCCUGCUGCUAGUGACGUGCGGAGGAAGGCACGCUCUGCUGUGAAGAUGGUUGCCAAGAAGGAGCCCAUCCCUGCGAAGCUCCUGGCAGCACUGGGCCCGCCCCUGUCCGAGUGCCUCAAGUACACGAGUCACCCUGAGCCCAUCCCUGCGAAGCUCCUGGCCUCACUGGGCCCGCCGCUGUCCGAGUGCCUCAGGGAGCCCAUCCCUGCGAAGCUCAUGGCAGCACUGGGCCCGCCGCUGUCCGAGUGCCUCAAGGACACGAGUCAGCCUGUGAGGAUGGCUGCAGAGCGAACCAUCCUGCACGCCUUCCAGCUCAGCAAGGGUGAGUUCCAGCUCAGUGCGGUCGAUGGCAGCGAUGACAAUGAAGAUGAUGAUGCGCAGGAUGAUUAA